UUUCCGAGCACUCCGAGUGCCACGGAGACCACUUUGAAGGAUAUCCUGCGAUCUCGUCAACGCAUGCAAAACGGUGUUCGGGGCAACCCUAAGUCAUGCCUACCAUGCCGUGAACGCAAGGUCAAGUGCGAUAAGGGACGUCCGUGUUUGACCUGUUCAAAACGAGGUCAUGCGGACUUGUGCAGCUACGAACCACGCACAUCCCUUGGGGCCAGAUCCCCCAUUAGGUCCAGGACGCUUCACCCGCCGACUCGCAGUCCGGGAUCUGACCGCAAUCGGCACGACGUAACAUCAUUUUCAACUUCAGAUGCAUAUCAAGACCAUGUAAACGCCAGCCCAGGCCCCAGUACCGCUGCAUCUCCAAAUCCAAGCGGAUCAUCGAGUCAUGGGACUGCGGUGGCAAACAACGGGGAUACUACUUUUCUUGCCGAUAAUUCAGUGGUGAACAUGGCCAGACAGCGGUCUCCUCGCUCACGAGAUGAUCCAGCCCGCCAGUCUGCUUUUGAAACCGGCAUUCUGCCACUCCUAGGGAUCAGCGACGACACAGCAUCGUCUGCGAUGUCAUUUAGCUCCUUGCCAAGUGACCAGGAGAUUGUCCGGCUGUUUGAGGUAUUCCGGCAAAGAGCCCAUCCGUUUCACGUCAUCACGUACAAUCUAGAUCAUAUCGAGGCGAGAGCUUGCGCUCUUGUCACGUCUGGACGCGUUGCGGUCUCAGAAUGUCCAGAAGACCCCUGGUGGCUCUGCCUGCUUCAUGCGAUUCUGGCGACUGGUGCUCAGUUUUCGGAACUGUCGUUUCAUAAAAGGCUAGCCUUGUCACAGCAGCACACAAAACACGCCUUCGACCUUCUCAGAUGCACCGACUAUCUCGCGAAGCCAACUAAAGAAGCAAUCCAAACCUUGCUUCUUCUUGGAAAUGUGUUGCAAAACGACAUGAAACCACAAGCAGCAUGGGUUCUGGGAGGAACCACAAUCCGUCUCGCCCAGUGCCUUGGCAUCCACAAGAAACCCGACCGCUUGGUGCCUGCACUGAUCCCUCCAGAAGAGGCCAAGUAUCUGAGAUUGGCUAUCGUCUGGCAAGACGCUCUUCUGGCACUUGCGUUCGGCCGACCGCCAGCGUCUCAUGAGAUGGAUUUCGAAGAAGACCUACCGCCUCUCACUAAUCCCCCCAUCAAUGGCAAGAUAUCGUAUCUGGAAGCAAUGAACUGGCUAUGCCACGUCACAUUACGUCAUGUGUCUUCUCGAGAAGGUCUUCCAAGCCAACCGCUGGCCAUGCUCGACGACUUGCGUUCAGUGGAGAUCUCCCUAUCACCACACCUUACUGAUCCUCAAAAAGGGAAAUCAAUCCGCAAACUGCAGGAGUUUUACGCUUUUGAACUGCACAAGAAUUUCGUCGUAUCUACUCUUUGUCGACCGUUCAUCUCUAGUUCCAGUUCUAGGCAAGUGAAUGAUGCUGACCGAUCUGUCAUUCUGGAACAGUUUCGAGACUCGCUCCGGCGCAGUGUUCGAGCAUACGUCCGAUUGAGAACAAUAACGGGCCACGCGAGACGUUCCUGGGCUUUCAUUCAUAAUGGGCUCACUUCAGUGUUGUUGCUUAGUCUGAUGCGCGAAACGAGAUACUUACCGGAGACACGGACCUUACAAGACGAGAUGAUUACAAGUCUCUCGGAUUCCGACCCAGAUUCGAUGUCUGAUAGCUCGGGGCAUCUAUCCGAGACUCUGAAAAAGGCACUGAAAGCCCUUCAAACUCUUCAGCGUUUAGCGGAUAGCGACUUGACCUCCCGGGGUCGCAAUGUAGAUGCGGUUAACACAAACGAUCCACCACCGGAGAACAACUCUGGUCAGAACCCAGAUCAACAAGGAGAUCAGGAUAGCUUCUGGAAUAUGGGUGCGGACGACUGGUCCUUUCCUUUCAACUUCGAUAUGUCACCGCUUGGCGCCUUUGACUACAUCAUGUCAGAUCAGAGUUUCUCUGGAGACUCAUUUCUUCCAAUCAUCUAA
Colletotrichum gloeosporioides is the source of this 1998-nucleotide messenger RNA. RefSeq lists its product as uncharacterized. NCBI's taxonomy places the organism in Eukaryota, Fungi, Ascomycota, Sordariomycetes, Glomerellales, Glomerellaceae. Gene Ontology annotation, molecular function: DNA binding; DNA-binding transcription factor activity, RNA polymerase II-specific; carboxy-lyase activity. The record is from RefSeq and is a predicted model, not a curated record. The annotation marks the transcript as partial. The transcript has 4 exons. Gene Ontology annotation, biological process: DNA-templated transcription; regulation of DNA-templated transcription.